AUGCACAUGGGAUACACACUGCUGCCAGAGGAAAGUCCAGAAAAACUGAACGAUGCAUUUUUAAGCUACUCUUUGAUCACAAAUAGCAUAGAGCCCACAGAAAAGCCAUCAAUUGCAUCUCCAAUGUUCCUCAUAGAUAGCUCUGUGGUGGAGAUACUGACGGGGGGAGUGCACAUAGAGUCUGCCCUGGGCUGUGGCAUGCAGGAGAUAGCUAGCCCAUCAGAUCUUGAAAGAGAAAAAAACACUGAUGAAGUGGAGUACGAGGUGAGCAUAGACUUUACGGCUCUUGAGAGGGAGUAUGAAAUGAUAGGAGUAGACAAAGAGCACAGCGAGGUUUCCAGUAUUGGGCAUGCAGGGCAGUACAUGUACGAAAUAACAGCAGGAGAAGAGAAGUACAUUGCAAAGUGUGCAACAGUGGAUGAAAAUGUGUAUGUGGUGUUUUCAGAAGAAGGGCAGAUAUACAGUAUAGACAAGUCGUGCACAGUGAGAAAGCAAAGCGAUAGAAGACUAGAGGAAUAG
Molecule: messenger RNA, 519 nt
Organism: Nematocida minor
Lineage: Eukaryota; Fungi; Microsporidia
Exons: 1
Coding region: 1-519 (172 amino acids)
Source: RefSeq, a predicted model, not a curated record